AGAGUUCUACGCCCUCCACUGCUUGGUGAGCCGUUUGGAGUAGUCGAAUGACGUUACAUCAGGCAGGCCAGAUGAGUAGCUCAGUGUUCUUUCUGAUGAUGAAAUGUGCUCCCCUCGAAGGAUCGUAUCUGCUCGAGCAGGAUCAAGAACAGACAUAGUCGAGCUUCGACAGCGAACGGUCGUGCGUCAAUAACAAAUAUUUGUAAGCUGUUAUCUUUUUGUGCGGACAUGAGCACGCUGAAGAGCGUCAUCAUCACGUUGCCGUCCACCAAGGGUUUGGCCAAGACCAACGGCAACAACUCUACCGGUGCUAAUCCCGUGGAGCAAUUGUCCAAGUCAGUUCCCAAGCUCAACUUCACCACUUCUAUCCUGAUGGAUAAAAUCAAGAUGGAGCAGCCGACUGCCAAACUCCAGUCUGUUAAACACCUGGAACUCGGACAGAUGCCCCACGUCGACAGUCUGCCUAUUGUCUUUAAGCAGGAAGCAGACGCAGACGCAGACUCGCCGAUGCGGGGCAAAAAACGCAGACUCGAUCAUCUUACUUGGGAGGAAAAAUUACAGAGAAAAAAAUUAAAAAACAGAGUAGCAGCACAAACAUCUCGCGACAGGAAAAAAGCUAAACUCGACGAAUUGGAAGAAACAGUAAGGAUUUUAAAAGAGAAAAACGAAAGGCUGAUGAAAGAAUGCGCAACGUUGAGAACAUGCAACGAGUCGCUCGUCUUAGAAACACAGAGGCUAAAGCAGGACAACGAGCUAUUAGAGGCGAAGAGUAAGUCAUUGGAGAAGCAGCAGCAGAACGAGAUAUGCAAAAUGUGUCAAACUCGUGUCAACUGUACUGUGCCAGCGCUGGGAUCAGCAGUAUCCCCCUUAGACUCUGCAGCAGGGUGGCAAAGUACAGACGGCACGUCCUCUGACCAACAAUCCAAGCACCUCAAUACUACUGAAGAUCCUGACUCUUUACCUCCUCUCGAAGACCUAUUUGGCGAAUUCCAAGGAGAUGAUUACAUGGAGCGACUUGAAGAACUCGCCGAAAGCCUUUUGCGAGAGGUUACCACACAAGUGGAAACAGAUACUACUCAGUCAAAUGAGCAGGUUACCGUCAAAGAAACGAAUAACGAAGAACUUAACAUUGGAGAAAAAGUGGUGGGGAAGACACCAAGUUAUGUGGAAGCCAAUGCAGCCGAUGGAAGCAUAAUAGCCGUCGAGCAACAACUUCCACAGAAAAUGGACCUUGACAUUCUCGAAGAACCGAUCGCAAUCCCCGUGAUACCAACUAUGACGAUUAACACAUCCGGUCCGAUCACCAUUACUGAAAAUAUGGAGAUCAAGGAGGAACCCAUACACGAUGCCGAAAUGGUUUACGGCACUUACGACGAGGCUACUAACUGCAUCACUAUCAUUUAUCCCGAAGAAGAUGAAGCGACUACGCAACAACUGAUGCUGCCAAAACAUCAGUUGUCGCCGUCGCCGUCACCGUCGCUGUCGCAUUCCUACGUCGACUCUUUGUCACCGGCGAGUAUUCACUCGGAGGACACCGAAAUCAGCGGAGUGCCAUCCAGUAAAUUCGAGAGUGUGCAGUCAGACUGCGGUUAUGAAUCUCAUGGCUCACCUGACAACUCGGUAGGAGAUGCCAAUAACGUCUUCAGUGACCUUUGGCAUGAAAGUUUUUCCGAGCUCUUCCCAAGUCUGGCUUGAUGCGUUCAAUACACCCACGCUCGAGAAUCGAUGGAUUCAUUUCCGGCUGUGAUGUAAAUCUAUAUAUACGUUUAGGUUUAUUAAUUUCUACUGAUUUAUUAUUUUAUGUCUGGACCAAUAGUUAUUAAUUAGAACUUUGCGAGAUUAAUAUGCGUAUCAAAAAGUAACAUUUUUUUUAACUUGAGCGUUAAAGAAAUUUCAUAUAUUGUAUCAAGAUUUUCAGUUUGUUAGUCCUGCAUAUAAACAUAUUUUUAUACUUGACAUUUUAAUUUAAGUAUUUUUCUCCCAUUGAUAACGUUAAAUAAGUAAGUUAGCAGCCUCAUGGUAACAUAAGUUAGAUUUUAGAUCUGUGUAAAUAUUUAGAUAAGACAUUUGUGUAUGGGAUUACUUCGACAACUUUUAUGUAUAUAAUAUUUAUUAUAAAAUCAGAAAUUUAUCAGCUGACAAUGUUUAAACUAA
This is a messenger RNA of Phymastichus coffea, 2154 nucleotides long. RefSeq lists its product as uncharacterized. NCBI's taxonomy places the organism in Eukaryota, Metazoa, Arthropoda, Insecta, Hymenoptera, Eulophidae. Gene Ontology annotation, cellular component: nucleus. The record is from RefSeq and is a predicted model, not a curated record. Gene Ontology annotation, molecular function: DNA-binding transcription factor activity, RNA polymerase II-specific; RNA polymerase II transcription regulatory region sequence-specific DNA binding.